GGGGGACGCGGGGGCACGGCGGGAAGAUAAAGGGCGGCCGCGGGCGGCCGAGUUAGGAGGAGCUGUUUUGCAUCCCUUCACGUCAGCCCUGCCUCAUUCCCUCCUUCUUCCUUCCUGCGCACCCAGCGCCGGGCCCGGAGCCGCCGCCGCCCCGCGCCCUGCGGAGCCGCCGCGGGAGCGCACGCCAUGACAGUGUAGGCAGAGAUGGAUCGCUUCACCGAGUGCGGGACCCAGACAGACGCAGUGGUGGUGCUGUCCCUGGCGCAGGCUGCGGUUCUGGGAUUGGUGUCUGAGAAUGAGCUGCUCGGGGCCACUGUCAGCCCUGCCAGCUUCUUGCCCAGCCUGGGAGAGGAGCUGCCGGACACCAUGGAGCCCGGGGAGCCCGAGGGCGAGGAGCAAGCGCCAGGGGAAGGGCAGGAGGAGGACGCCUUGGAGGCAGAGUCCUCCCUGGAGAAGCACGCCCGGAGGAGGAAGCGGCCUCCUGUGAGGCUGGUGCCCCAGGUCAAGUGCGAGAAGGCGGAGGGUGAGGUGCUGCAUGAUGUGUCCAGCCCUGGGGAUGAGGAGGGCGAGCAGCAGCAUGGCUGCCCACCCCCCAGCCAGGAGCCCAGCCAGGAGCAGGCGGUGCAGAGCAGCGCCAUGAAGAUGAUUGACCUCAGUGCCUUCGGCAGGAGGCCCCGGCGCCUGCGGCACCUGCGCCGGCACCCAUGCCUGGAAGGUCCCGAGAGCCACCCUGGGGACACCGACCCGGCUGUGGCAGAGGGCGGCACUGCGGGGGCCCUGCAGACCGAGUGCCCCUUUGAGGCGGGCGCCUCGUCCCCCGACGAGGCGGAGGCCCCCACGCCGGCAUCCCCCGAGCCGGUGAAGAGUGAGCAGAGCUUCAGUUGGCAGGAGCCGGGGGAACUGGAGGCAGCGGGGGCCACCAGCAACAAGAAGGCGCAACUGGACCGGCUGGACAUCAAUGUGCAGAUCGACGACUCAUACCUGGUGGAGGCUGGGGACCGGCAGAAGCGCUGGCAGUGCCGCAUGUGUGAGAAGUCCUACACCUCCAAAUACAACCUGGUGACCCACAUCCUGGGCCACAACGGCAUCAAACCCCACUCCUGCCCGCACUGCAACAAGCUCUUCAAGCAGCCCAGCCACCUGCAGACCCACCUGCUGACCCACCAGGGCACGCGGCCCCACAAGUGCGAGGUCUGCAGCAAGGCCUUCACCCAGACCAGCCACCUGAAGCGGCACAUGCUGCUGCACACCGACAUCAAGCCCUACAGCUGCCGCUUCUGCGGCCGUGGCUUCGCCUACCCCAGCGAGCUGAAGGCCCACGAGGUGAAGCAUGAGAGCGGGCGCUGCCACGUCUGCGUGGAGUGCGGGCUGGACUUCUCCACGCUCACCCAGCUGAAGCGGCACCUCGCCACGCACCAGGGCCCCACACUCUACCAGUGCCUGGAGUGCAGCAAGUCCUUCCACUACCGCAGCCAGCUGCAGAACCACAUGUUGAAGCACCAGAACGUGCGGCCCUUCGUCUGCACCGAGUGCGGGAUGGAAUUCAGCCAGAUCCACCACCUCAAGCAGCACUCACUCACACACAAGGGUGUGAAGGAGUUCAAGUGCGAGGUGUGUGGGCGGGAGUUCACGCUGCAGGCCAACAUGAAGCGGCACAUGCUGAUCCACACCAGCGUCCGGCCCUACCAGUGCCACAUCUGCUUCAAGACCUUUGUGCAGAAGCAGACACUCAAGACCCACAUGAUUGUGCACUCACCGGUGAAGCCAUUCAAAUGCAAGGUCUGUGGGAAAUCCUUCAACCGCAUGUACAACCUGCUGGGGCACAUGCACCUGCAUGCGGGGAGCAAGCCCUUCAAGUGUCCCUACUGCUCCAGCAAGUUCAACCUGAAGGGCAACCUGAGCCGGCACAUGAAGGUCAAGCACGGGGUGAUGGACAUCAGCCUGGACAGCCAAGAUCCCAUGAUGGACCUGGCUGGGACCGAGCACGCCGAGCUGGAUGGGCAGCAGGAGAUGGACGACUUCGAGGAGGAGAACUCUUACGGCUAUGGAGGGGUGGGCAACCCUCCAGAUGAGCACGCCCUGGCUGAGCAGGCCAUGAAGGAGAUGGCCUACUACAACAUGUUGUAGCCGGGGCUGGGGGCGGCUGCGGGGUCUGUGGGGGCUUUGCAUGGUGAGAGCUGCGGCACCUGCCAGACCUGCACCCCCGCCUGGGGCAGGAGCUCGGGCUGGAUCGGUGGAGGACCAAACAGGGAUGUCCGAAAACCUCUGCCAGGGCAAGGGCAGGCUCUGCGUCCAGCCUCCUUGAAGCUGCAGGCAGGGGAAGGUACAUCCCAGAAGAUAACGAGCAUUACUGAUUAUUCUACCUCCUGGGUCCUCUCCCAUGGCUGCAGCCAGCUGGCCCCCUGUUCCCCCCAAGUGCCCUGUGGGGCAGAAGCCCCUAUGCCUGCAGAGGGGGGGUUUCAUUUCGUGCUCUGCCUCAUCUCCCAGGCAGGCGAGAGCAUCCCACUUGCCCUGGCACUGGCCAUGGGCUGGCUCAGGCAGAGCCAUGGCAACCUGUACGGGGCACAUACAGAACAGAAUAUUUUCUUACAAACUAAUGGCAAAGCUCAGAGGAAGCAGCAGCUCCGCGUAUGGAGCAGCUGUCGCGAGCAGUAUAUUUAAAAGAAGGCAAACCAUGUUCAACUUGAGCAAAUGAUGGUAUUUUGAAAGUAAUUUAUUUUUUUCCAGAUGUGCCGCGUGGUUGGAUUUAUCUUUUCACCGAGUUCAGUUUCCUUCAACCAAUGUGCUUUUUAAACCUG
Messenger RNA from Columba livia (rock pigeon), 2798 nucleotides. RefSeq names its product zinc finger protein 710 (gene ZNF710). Lineage: Eukaryota; Metazoa; Chordata; Aves; Columbiformes; Columbidae. The record is from RefSeq and is a predicted model, not a curated record. The coding region runs from base 205 to 2127 and encodes 640 amino acids. The transcript has 5 exons.